GCCUUCGCUGAUCACCAACCAAUCAGAUUCCUAUAAAUAAACCUCGUCCAAACUUUACCAUUUCGCGAUCGCAACAUCAAAUGCAUCUUUAAUUUUUCGAUCCAAAUUUCCUUCAAAUCUUUCUCUUUUGUCCUCAAUUCAAUUGGUACCCAAUUCGUUCGUUUUCUUCUCUUUCGAUUGAUCCUAAUUUCACCCAAUUCGGUGUCUCGAAUUCGAUUCUAGGGUUAGGGUUUUUGAAAUUCUUCUAUUUCAAAAGGGGCUUCUUUGAUCUGUAAAAUUUGACCUAUUACGCUUCUAUUUCUUGAUUCAGUUUCUUCUAGUCCGGUCGAAAUUUUCUGGGUUUUUCUUAAAUAUCGAAACUUUAGGCGGAUUUUUUUAUUCAAAAAUUUCUAUUUGUUUCAUUUAAUUUUUUCCUGUGUAAAUUAUUUAAAAUCGUAAAAUUUCUAAAUAUAUACCUUUUUCAUUGCCAGUUUCUAAUUUUAUACCUUUUAUUUGUUGUAAAUCAGUGUUUAAUUUUUUUAUAAGUAUAAUUUUCAUUUAUCUAAUUUUUUAAUUUUAUUUCCUAUUUCCUGGCUCUUAUAAAUUUCUCAAUUGAUUGGUCGACGAAUUCUCAGGCUACAAUGAUUCAUAAGCGUCCUUACAUUGAUGACUCUCAAGAGGUUGCGUGUAAGCAUCCAAGGCAAUGGGAAGAUACCUGCUACUUUGCUUCAGUUGAUAGUGAUGUUCAUCCCAGCAGUGGUUGUCAAAAUCCUCAAAUUUAUGAUAAAUGGGAGGACAUUUACACUAAGUGCCAAGAUGAAGGAAGGUUUUCUGAAGAUCAAUGCAACAACGUUCUAAGUGGAACCAAUAAGGAAUAUGAAAGUAGUGCUUCUGGCUGUGUUCCUCAUUUUUGGUGGGUAAACAGCAAUGGCAUAGAUGCAGAUACUGAAGCAGAGGUGGCAGUUCAUCUUCCAUUGUUUCCAGAGUAUUUUGCAUCUGGGCACCAAAUUAGGGCUUUUCUUCAUUCUGAUGAGAUCUAUUCAUCUAUUCUUUCUCCGCGAAAGCUAGUUUCUAUUGGACCAGAGCAUCAGGCUGAUAUUCCAGAAUGGAGCCAACAGGAUAUGAAGAGCUCUUCAGAUGGUCUAGAUGCAUCAGAUCCUCAAGUUGCCCCUAAAUCAUCAUGUGCAAGCCUUAUGGUUGAUGAUGAUUAUGGGAAAAAGAUAAUGGGUACUUGUGUCAUUCCAAUGCCUGAUUCCGAAGCAACUGCCAAGUUUCACAGUGAAGAUGUGGGACACAGGAUUGAUUGUGAAUGCCUUGAUAAGGGUUCUAUCAGAUGCAUUAGACAACAUGUGACAGAAGCAAGAGAGAAAUUAAGAGAUAACCUUGGGUCAGAAACAUUCAGGGAGUUGGGUUUCUGUGAUAUGGGGGAGGAAGUUGCAAAAAGAUGGACUGAAGAGGAAGAGCUAGCAUUUCAUAGUGUUGUUCUCUCUUACCCCUUGUCAUUGGGUAAGAAUUUCUGGCAUCAUCUCCCUGCGGUUCUCCCUUUCCAUAGGAAGAAGGACCUUGUCAGUUAUUAUUUUAAUGUCUUUAUGCUCAGAAAACGUGCUGAGCAGAACCGAGUUGACCCUGUAAAUAUUGAUAGUGAUGAUGAUGAGUGGCACACUGUUGAGUGUGGAAUUUCAGCUGAGGAUGAUGACUCUGUCGUGGAAUCACCAACUGAUCAAGGAACUGCUGCACAUUAUGAGCACAACCAGGAGGAUGAUUGCCAUGGGGACAUUGAGGAUGACGAUGAGGAUGGGGUUGAUUCUUCUGAAAAUGUUGCUGAUGAUAUUUGUAGAGCUGCAACAGAUGAAGAAGAUGAGGGAAAUAUAGAUGUAGACGAAGUUUCAGGAGCACAAGUUGAAAGUUUCAUUGGUAAUUAUGGUAAUGGUGACUUUCAGCUUUCAAGUAAGGUUCAGGGGAAUAAUGAGGACGAUUGUGAUGAUAUUCAAGAUGAUUCAUGCACUUCAUAUGAGUAUCAGACCGAGAAGCUUGAUUGCUGCGGUCUGCCUGAGACACUGAUGGAUGCAAAUCAACCCAGUCAAGAGUGACAUAUUCUCUGGUCACACACUAUUAAGGGGCUAUCAAAAGGAAUGGUGGAAAGUUUAGGAGCCUUCCAAUCAUAGCACUUGGAUGUUAAUAUCAUAGCUACGGACUUGAUUUCUUUAGCCAUGCAAGUUUUGAAUGUAAAUGCUUUUCUCCAAGAAAUUUUGAAGAAUGCAAAGCUAGCAGUUGUAUGAUAUAAACUCAUUUUACUGAUUUCUCUUGAAUCUUUCAAAUUCAAGCUGGCUUGGUAGAGCUUUCCAAGGUUUGAUGGGAUGUUAAGGGUCCUCAUUGUGAUUGAAAAUCAGCUGUUCAAAAAUAAAGGUUGGUAUAGUUUCCAGUGAGAACUUCUGCAUGUAGCAGACGAGAAGCAUUAUGUUGCACGGUAGUUUCUUGGGGGGAGUUAGCAUCCAUGGGGUGCAUCAAAGAAGCUCUCAUGGAAUUUUGCCUUCAAUCUGGCACACCUGUGCCUCCAAGACAUGAAUCCUGUUCUUUUUCUUCAUCAGGAUCAGUAUCUUGGGAAUAAUAUGCAGGAUGAGUAGUGACUUGAACACCAAAAUGGAUCCCAAUAGAAAAGGAUCUCAGCUCUUGAUUUGAUUUAAUUUGGUCUUUGCAAGUCUGUUGAUUGUGUUUAUCUUGCUUAUUUUUUAUUAUUUAUUUAUUUAUUUGGUUUAGCAGUGUAUUAUUCAAGCAAAGACAGCUUUGCUACAAAUUUAAUCAUUUACAUGCUUUCUAGAAUAA
Molecule: messenger RNA, 2802 nt
Organism: Durio zibethinus
Lineage: Eukaryota; Viridiplantae; Streptophyta; Magnoliopsida; Malvales; Malvaceae
Source: RefSeq, a predicted model, not a curated record